GCUCACACCCCAACUAUCCUGCAGCUUGUUCCGAGCCCAUUCAUUCCUUUCUAUCCCCCAUCACCUCUCUAUUGAAUCGCCUUCGGUCUCAAGUUGUGAAAUCCAAAUUGCUUAAUAUUCUUCGACUCUUGCAUUAUCUCCAAAAUGUCACGACGCUACGAUUCAAGGACUACCAUCUUCUCCCCCGAAGGUCGACUCUACCAGGUUGAGUAUGCACUCGAGGCAAUCUCACACGCUGGUACCGCUCUAGGAAUUCUGGCAAAAGAUGGCAUUGUCCUUGCCGCAGAGAAGAAGGUGACAAGCAAGCUCCUCGAGCAGGAUACUUCUGCUGAGAAGCUUUACACACUGAACGACAACAUGAUCUGUGCGGUUGCCGGUAUGACCGCAGAUGCAAACAUCCUCAUCAAUUAUGCCCGACAAGCCGCCCAACGCUACCUCCUGACCUACAACGAAGAGAUUCCAUGCGAGCAACUUGUCCGCCGGCUGUGUGAUCUGAAGCAAGGAUAUACUCAACAUGGUGGUCUCCGUCCGUUCGGCGUGUCGUUCAUCUACGCAGGGUAUGAUCCUCUUCGCGAAUUCCAACUGUAUCAGAGCAACCCCAGUGGGAACUAUGGCGGUUGGAAGGCAACCAGUGUGGGUGCAAACAACGCAAGUGCCCAGAGUCUACUUAAGCAGGAUUAUAAGGAAGACUGUGACUUGAAGGAGGCUUGCGCUAUGGCUGUCAAGGUCCUAAGCAAGACGAUGGAUUCCACCAAGCUAAGCAGUGAAAAGAUCGAAUUCGCAACGGUCGGAAAGACAAAGGAAGGGAAAAUCUACCACCAUCUGUGGAAUGCGGACGAAAUCAAUGCUCUGCUGAAAGAACAUGGGUUAGCCAAGGUUGAUGACGAGCCCGAGGCUGGUGACAUAAAAUGAUAGAGCAGCCCCUUUACGCUACCUGAUCUAGAUAAUCCGUGUUUGUCACCAAUGACAUACCCAUGCCCAGAAUGAAUACUUCCCAGCCUACAUGCCAUAGACACGUAUACCCUUGAAAUUUUUUAUGGCCUGCUGAGAAACAAAGCCAUUCACAAUGUAUAUGUCUUCUGCUACAUCUGCAUCUGAAGCGCAACCGACGUCGCCCACGAGUGACGUGGCAAGCGGCG
This is a messenger RNA of Aspergillus ochraceoroseus IBT 24754, 1139 nucleotides long. It is a transcript of the gene pre9, whose product is annotated as proteasome core particle subunit alpha 3. Gene Ontology annotation, biological process: ubiquitin-dependent protein catabolic process. NCBI's taxonomy places the organism in Eukaryota, Fungi, Ascomycota, Eurotiomycetes, Eurotiales, Aspergillaceae. Gene Ontology annotation, cellular component: proteasome core complex; cytosol; proteasome core complex, alpha-subunit complex. Bases 145 to 912 code for a protein of 255 amino acids. The record is from RefSeq and is a predicted model, not a curated record. The transcript has 4 exons.